AUGAGGCGCUCCAGUGCCGCUCAGGGCUGGCUUUUAAGGCUGACGUUGUUGACCUUCAUCACGCUGUGCACGUGUGCGCCGUCCAACAUCACCACUGACGUCAAUGCCCAUAAUGAGGUGCAGACUCGCGAGGUGAAACCCUUUCUCCUCCGGAUUAUGCCCCUAGGGGCUUCGAUCACGGUGGGAUACAGAUCCAGCGACAGCAAUGGGUAUCGGAAAUGGCUGCGCCAGCAACUGCGCUAUUCUGGCUGGCAGGUCGAUAUGGUCGGCAGCUUGGCAAAUGGGUCGAUGCACGACAAUAACAACGAAGGCCACUAUGGCUACCGAAUCAACCACGUCGCCCAAGAAGCCGAGAAGACAAUCCCGCAACAACCCAACCUCAUUCUUAUCAACGCCGGAACUAACGACGGCAUCUUAAACUACGAAGUCAGCACCGCUGGGAAGCGAAUGGACAAGCUCAUAACCCGCCUGUUCGACGCCAUCCCCGACACAACCAUCAUCCUCUCGACGCUCCUCCCGAACGCCAAACAGCCUAAACGUAUCGAGCAGAUCAACACGCAGUAUCGCAAGAUCGUGGCUCAGCGUCGCGGAAACGAUGAGCGCAUCGUGCUGGCUGAAAUGAGCGAGUUCAUUAAAAAGGAUGAACUGGUCGACGGGACGCACCCGAGCGACUACGGGUACAAGAAGAUGGCGUCCGUCUGGUGGGCGGCGAUCGAGGAGGCCUAUUCGGAGGCCCUGUUGCAGCGGCCGACGACUACGCUCAGGAGCCAUAAUAAGGCCCUGGAGAAGGAGGUGGAUGACGGGGGCGGCGAUCCCCAUCUGCCGGAGUAUGAUGCCCCUGAUCAGCCUGACUCGAGUGCGACCGUGACGCGGCCGGCUUUGGGUCAACUGGGCGUGCAGGUGAUUACUGUGAUUGCCGCCCUGGCGAUGAUAACUUGA
Aspergillus affinis is the source of this 939-nucleotide messenger RNA. RefSeq names its product SGNH/GDSL hydrolase family protein. Bases 1 to 939 code for a protein of 312 amino acids. The record is from RefSeq and is a predicted model, not a curated record. The transcript is spliced from 4 exons. Gene Ontology annotation, molecular function: phosphatidylcholine lysophospholipase A1 activity. NCBI's taxonomy places the organism in Eukaryota, Fungi, Ascomycota, Eurotiomycetes, Eurotiales, Aspergillaceae.